Alternaria incomplexa is the source of this 468-nucleotide messenger RNA. RefSeq lists its product as uncharacterized. The record is from RefSeq and is a predicted model, not a curated record. The transcript has 2 exons. Bases 1 to 468 code for a protein of 155 amino acids. NCBI's taxonomy places the organism in Eukaryota, Fungi, Ascomycota, Dothideomycetes, Pleosporales, Pleosporaceae.
AUGGCUCCUCGGCGUAAGACGGCAGGAGGCUCUGGAGCAACCCAAGCUUGUUCGUACAUCGUACUGACAUCUGAAGUGACUCGCUCUCACAAGUUCACUGAUCGCGACCACGCCGGCAUUGCUGAUGGCACUGCCGAGCGUGAGACGCGACUUCCCAAAUACUUCGCUAAGUCCGGCCAUGCCGACACGGACCCGACCAAGACAAAGAAGGGUGGCAGCGGCAAGGGCAAUUGGGGCGCCGCUGGUGACGAGGUCGAAGAUAUCAGACCCAAUAUGGCCUACGCCCGCCGUCGAAGCAAUUCGUCCACCCACAACAUGAAGGACUUCAAGACCAAGUUCGAGACCAUCGAGACCGAGCCCGUCUUCGAAGAAGAGAUUCACGGCCCUCUUGGUGAAGAGCUCGAGAAGCAGAGCACCACUUCGACGGAGAACAGCAUCGCUGAGGAGGAACACGACAAGAAGAUGUAA